UGUUUCCAUCCGUUUGUCAGUCAUCGUCGCCAGUCAGCUGUAAUUUUCGGAAAUGACAUAAAGAAAGUGUUUGGGUGUACUUUUUGUAGUGUUGCGAGUUGAUUUGUGCGGGGACAAUGUUAUGUGAUUGUUUUUUCCCGUGGUUUUUGCUCUUGGUUUUACCCCCGAUCCACAGCGCAGACAAACUCAACGAAUAUAUCAGCCACUACCAGCCGCUUAACUAUGACACCGGUGACGUCCAUUCCGCCCACGUGCGCGCCAAACGAUCGGUGGUCGAAGACAAUCACGUGCACGUGUCAUUCAGGGCGCACGGUCGUGAUUUUCGAUUGCGGUUGAAGCGCGACCUCCAUGUGUUCAGCGAUUCGUUGGAGGUUCACGGACCGAACGGACCGAUAGAUGUCGACACCUCCCACGUCUAUAAAGGACAUCUUGUCGGUGAACGGGACAGUACGGUAUUCGGCUCGAUCAUCGACGGGGUGUUCGAAGGGAAAAUCGUGUCCCCCCGCGGAUCGUAUUACGUCGAGAAGGCCCAUCACUAUUUUCCCCUCGACCGUUACCCCAACAGGACCUUCCAUUCGUUGAUUUACCACGAGGAUCACGUGCGCGAUCCCUACGAAGGUCAAAGGCAAGGUCAUUCUGCCGGAUGCGGGAUCAACGACGAGAUAAUCGAGUGGAUGGACAAAAUCCAAAAUUCGGCGGACGCCGAGCCGCCCAGCGUCGCCCGGCGUGGAGAAACGGGCGGCGGCGCCGGGCCGCUUCUCAAGCCGAAAAAACGUAAAAAAACUGCCGCUUCCGCCGCCACUGCCCCGAACGCACCGCCAAAACGCUAUACGAACUACGAGGAGAGCUUCAGCAAGUACUCCAAGGAGGCCAACGAAGGCCGCGAGCGUCAUAGACGUGCGACGAGGAGGGACGAAAACAGGAAUACGUGCUCCCUCUACAUCCAGACUGACCCGUUGAUUUGGCGUCACAUACGGGAGGGGUUCCCCGAGCAUACGGACCCGAGAAAAAGGUCCGAGGUCAACGAGAAGACGCGGGAGGAGAUCCUGUCGCUUAUUGCUCAUCACGUCACUGCCGUUAACUACAUUUACCGCGACACUAAGUUCGACGGUUUAAGCGAGCAUCGAAAUAUCAAAUUCGAAGUGCAACGGAUAAAGAUCGACGACGACUCAUCGUGCCGAUGUUCGGACCAUCGCUGCGGCGAAAUGAACCAGUUUUGUUUGGAAAACAUCGACGUCAGCAAUUUCUUAAACAUCCACUCGUUGGGCAACCACGAAGAUUUUUGUUUGGCCUACGUGUUCACGUAUCGGGACUUCACUGGCGGCACACUGGGCCUCGCGUGGGUCGCGAGCCCUUCCGGCGCAUCCGGCGGCAUAUGCGAAAAAUAUAAGACUUACACAGAGACGAUAGGGGGCAUGUACCAGUCGACGAAGAGGUCACUGAACACCGGUAUCAUCACGUUCGUCAACUACAACAGUCGGGUGCCUCCCAAAGUGUCUCAGCUGACUUUGGCCCACGAGAUCGGCCAUAAUUUUGGGUCGCCGCACGACUAUCCGCCGGAGUGCCGGCCCGGCGGUCUGAACGGCAACUUCAUCAUGUUCGCGUCAGCCACUAGCGGAGAUAGGCCGAACAACAGCCGUUUCUCGAGCUGCUCGGUCGGUAACAUCAGCAAAGUGCUGGACGCGAUCGAGGACAACAAGAAACGGAACUGUUUCACCGCUUCUGCAGGCGCGUUCUGCGGCAACAAAAUCGUUGAAGCGGGCGAAGAGUGCGACUGCGGCUAUGAUGACCACGAGUGCAAAGAGAAGUGCUGCUACCCGAGGCUUAUCAGCGCCGAGGACAGGGCCCGGAACCCGGCGGCGGUCGGUUGUCGAAGGAAACAGGGCACCGAAUGCAGUCCGAGUCAAGGUCCGUGUUGCAGCAGCGAGACGUGCAAGUUUAUACCGGUCCGGUACGGGGAGGUGUGCAAGAUCGAGUCCGAAUGUUCGAUGUCGUCCAAGUGCAACGGCAGGUCGGCCGAGUGCCCGCAGCCACAACCCAGACCGGACAAAACCAGAUGCAACAACGGCACUCAGCUGUGCAUCAAGGGGGAGUGUACCGGCUCGAUAUGCCUGGAGUGGAACCUCCAGCCGUGCUCCAUCACCAGCCAGGAGCACCCGAACCUCGACAAGCGGAGACUGUGCGAGCUGGCGUGCCAGAACGGCACCGACAUAUGCCGAAGUACCAGCGAGUUUGCGGACAAAGUGGGACUGCCCAAGGGUGGCAUUAGCUUACGACCCGGGUCCCCUUGUGACAAUUUCCAGGGCUACUGCGACGUGUUCCUCAAGUGCCGCGCUGUGGACGCCGACGGCCCUCUCGUGAGGCUGAUGAAUCUCUUACUCAACCGACAGACCCUGCACACGGUCGCCCAAUGGAUCACCGAAUAUUGGUGGGCGGUCAUGCUCAUGGGCAUCGGGUUUGUUAUUUUCAUGGGGCUGUUCAUCAAGUGCUGCGCGGUGCACACGCCCUCGUCGAACCCGAAGAAACCGCCCGCGAGGCGUAUCAGCGAAACGCUGCGCAGACCGAUGAACACGCUGCGCAGGAUGAGGUACCACCAGCAACACGGGGCGCCGCACCAGCCAGCUGCGGCGAACGUUCCGGGCGGCAGAGGUAGGACGGACCGGUCAGGCAGACCGUCCGCUAGUCAGGGUGGUCCCAGGGCGGGCUACGGUGAGGGGCGGGGUCACUAUCAUGCGUCGAAGGGCAAAGAAUAUUCUCCACUAGCCACCGCGCCUCCGCCAUCGGCCAACUAUGCGAACAACGGCCGGCAACCGGGUGGCCAGCAGCCGUACGCUGGGGCGUACGAGAUGAGAAACAAAGUCUGACAGGAGGCGGGCGCGACGCCUCCGCCGGUCGAACCGCCGCCCGCGCUCGCGGUGAGAAUCUCGCCACCUCCCGAUUACCCGGGCACCCCGAUGAUCGCCAACGGGGCCGAAACGGUGGCGGAUUGCUGCGCGAUAUCGGUCGACGUGUCGUUCAAGUCGGGGGCGGCAAGUGCAAUGUUGGUCGAUAAACCGACUAGUGCCGAUUAAGGCGAACAACCAAAGCGCAGUUCUGGGUUCUGGUAGGCGUGUGUGACGUCUACGCCUAAAAAGCACCGUUGUGUCGACUGCCCUGUGGUGUUAUAGAGAUAAGAAAUGGUUUCUUAUAAUUUUUUCUGAUAGCUCCAGCAAAUGCUCUCUUCCGGCCUUUCGAUUUGUUGCCGGUUAUCGUUCAACUUCACACGACCUUGAUUACGGUCUAGACUUCCAUGGUCUAGUGAGACCUCGGAUAGUUCAGUUGCAGAUGUUAGCUUUGGAAUUUCCGCAAGGUCCUGUCAAAAAUCCAAACCGUGCGUCGUUUUUGGUUAAGGUCAUUUGAACUACUUUGUCGUUUCUCAAAGAAUUUCGCAGGUUUUUUUUUACCUGUUUGUUUGGUGAUACUUCUUGGACGCUGCGGAUUAUGACUGCCAUAGUUUUGUAUUUCAACGAAAGAAUUUCGAAGGAAUGGUGAUGCAGCAUCCCGCACUCUCAAGCCUAGCGUAUUCUCUAGAAAUAAAGAUUAUUCAGAUUAUUUCUUAAACUCUACGAGCUACGUCAACAACUCGCAUAAUCUUAUUCCUGCGCGAGCAAGGUACUACGGGCAAGUUGCAUCACAGGAGUGCAUUCGAGUUGGUUGGUUCAUUUUAAAUCAUCCGGAUCUCAAGUUUCGUCUCGUCCAUGAUGUUUGGUUAAGGUCAUUUGAACUACUUUGCCGUUUUGCAAAGCAUUUUGCAGGGUUUACUACCUGUUUGUUUGGUGAUACGACAGUCUCGCUCUCCCAAGCCCAGCGUAUUUUCUAAGAAUAAAAAUUAUGCUUCAGAGCUACUUUUUGAACUCUACGGAUUAUAAACUUAUCGAUUUUCAAAGAUUUUCGAAAUUAAUUCAAUAAAUUAAAUUGGUGAUGCAGCAUCCCGCACUAUCAAGCCUAGCGUAUUUUCUAGAAAUAAAGAUUAUUAUCUUCAUGUUACUUCUUAAACUCUACAAGCUACGUGAACUGCCAUAAUCUUAUUCCUACGCAGGAAAAGUCUACGGGAAGUUGCAUCACAGGGGUGCGUUCGAGUCGGACAUAGAUCGGUUUAUUUUCAAUCAUGUGGUAUCAAGUUUCAUCUCGUUUAGGUCAUUUGAACUACUUUGUCGAUUAUCACAUAAUUUCUUGUCUAUUGAAAAAACGUGAUAAUUUUGUGAUGCAGCUAUCCCUCACGCCCUAUAAAGUGUUAUUUUUCAGAGUUACUUUUCAAAACAAGUAUGACAUUUUUGAUUUCUGCCCCAUUUUUUCCUUUUUGGAAGAACUGACGACACAUCGGUGUUCUCUAUAAUGUAUUUGGGUAGGCGAACAUGCCUACCAGAACGGUGAAGAUGUAAUUAAUAUAUAUAUAUAUAAAAAAAUGUUGGCCAACGUGCUCUGUGAUUGGCAUAACGCGGGAACUUUCUACGCCAAAGUGCGCGUGUGCAGUAUAGAACUGAAUUUUACAAAAAAUCGUGGUUAUAAACGGGUGAAAUUGUUAGGCAACUUCUUGUGUGAGGGUUUUCGCGCCAUGUCCACUCAUUCACUACUUAUUUACGAACAAAUUUCAUUUGAUAUUAUUUUUAAAAGUUUUAAGGUUAUGUGACGUAAAAUUCGUCAUGCGGGAAGCGUGCCUGCCUCUCUACAGUCGCACCUACGGUUAUUAUUUUUUACGUAAUCGAUAUGAACAAUUUUUUAUGAAGUUUGCGAUGUUGAAAUAUUAGUUAGCUUCCCUUUUGAUGACGAAAGGCUGAUUUUCCAGUUCGAAUUUUUUAUCGGAACUUUUUGUCAUUUUUAUCGUUAGUCGGGGGGAGCCACCACCAGCCCCCUAUUUUUUCCAUUUGUAUCGUUAAAACGUGAAUUGUACGCAAGUAUGUUUUAGUUAUUUUUCGCCAGACCAAAAAUAUCAAACCGUAUUCGAUGAUAUAUGAUAGUAUAUUCGGCAUCGGACUACGCAGUUCAAAAAUUAGAAAGUAUAAAAUUAAUUAUUUAUUCUACAAAUAAUCCUCAUGUAUAACUGUGCAGAUCUCAUCAAUAACGGUUUCCGGUGUGUGAAAAAAUGCUAUUUUUAUAUUGGGGUAAGUGUUUAAAAUAUUUGUCGCCUCUCUCUGUAGGGUCGUUGAAUCGUUUUCGUUUGGGAAAUGUGAUAAAAAAAAAUUGGACGGAUGAUGAUUACGUGAAUUUUGGAUUUAACAAAUAUUUGUCCUCGAUAGAAGUUUAGUAUGUCAAAUGAAUAAUAUAUUUGAUGCUACUGUCUGUAAUUC
Messenger RNA from Cylas formicarius (sweet potato weevil), 5327 nucleotides. It is a transcript of the gene kuz, whose product is annotated as disintegrin and metalloproteinase domain-containing protein 10. Gene Ontology annotation, cellular component: plasma membrane. Gene Ontology annotation, biological process: Notch signaling pathway; membrane protein ectodomain proteolysis. Gene Ontology annotation, molecular function: metalloendopeptidase activity. The transcript has 12 exons. The record is from RefSeq and is a predicted model, not a curated record. NCBI's taxonomy places the organism in Eukaryota, Metazoa, Arthropoda, Insecta, Coleoptera, Brentidae. The coding region runs from base 117 to 2864 and encodes 915 amino acids.